Messenger RNA from Aspergillus versicolor CBS 583.65, 718 nucleotides. RefSeq lists its product as uncharacterized. The record is from RefSeq and is a predicted model, not a curated record. NCBI's taxonomy places the organism in Eukaryota, Fungi, Ascomycota, Eurotiomycetes, Eurotiales, Aspergillaceae. Bases 253 to 585 code for a protein of 110 amino acids. The transcript has 2 exons.
UCCAUUUGCAGGAAACUGUUUUGAUGUCAGAAUGAACUCCAAAGUGGCUCAUCAAGCCACAGAUCGGGCACCUCAUCCUGCUGUUUUGUGAUGUCAGCAUUCGUUCAGGCCUCAGAGGACCGAGCCUUUACUUAGUAUAUUGAAGUUAUAAAUACCAGACCUUAAACUUCCUAUCCCCUCUUGAAACCCAACUGCUACCAGACAUACCUUAAGACCUGUCAAGUCAAAUUCAACCCCCAAAACCAGUUCGCCAUGUCUAACCGCGCCGAACGUGAAGCCGAAGACCGCUACGAGAAUCUCAACGACCCAUCCGCUGUCUCGAGCAGGUUCACAGACAACUCCUACGCAAAGGAAACACGCUCUGGCCUGAAGGGUCAGGUUCCCGUGCAGCGGGACUCGGCUUCGUAUAACGACCCGAUGCAGCCUCCCUACUCGAACACAGAUCAGCAGCUUGCCCAGGACGAAAACGAGGCUAUUGAUCGCUCUAAUAUCCUCGGUGGUGACAGAUUGAGGCAUGCGAAGCCGGACCUUCAGGGGCAGUAUCGAGAGGGAGAGGAUGAGGAGGAGUUUCAGGACAGUUAUUAACUGGAUGUAAUCUAUACUCAUUGUCGAACUAUGGAAGGUGGAGGCAUGAAAUACACACGUAUUAUUAUAUAUCCCAACGGCUCCCCUUGGUAACCCACCAUUAGUACCUAAAUAUGUGAAGGUUCUUUGCCGC